Messenger RNA from Protopolystoma xenopodis, 327 nucleotides. The record is from the annotation of a GenBank genome assembly. NCBI's taxonomy places the organism in Eukaryota, Metazoa, Platyhelminthes, Monogenea, Polystomatidea, Polystomatidae.
GCAGGCUUCCCAAUUCCCCCUCCUGGGUUUCCUAACACUGGAUUAUCCGGUCUUCUUAGCCAUUCAGUAUCCGGCACUACAUCUGCUGAUGCUGCAACUGCUGCUGCUGCCGCUGUUGCUGCAGCGGCGGCAGCAGCUGCUGCCGGAGGCGGUGGCACGACUGGUGGUCUAAUACCGAACCUUUCCUUACCGCCACCGGGAGCUGGCACGGCGUCUGGCCUCUUGUCAACAGGUCAGCUAGCGGCGUGGCCAAACAGUCUAGUUAACCUUACAGCUGCUUUGGAUCAGCAUCAACAGCUUGCAGAUCAAUCUGCCCACUUACAGUAA